Staurois parvus is the source of this 456-nucleotide messenger RNA. Lineage: Eukaryota; Metazoa; Chordata; Amphibia; Anura; Ranidae. The record is from the annotation of a GenBank genome assembly.
AUGUUAUCCCCCCAGGAGGCCGCCAAGAUCUACCACGCCAAUUACAUCCGCAAUUCCAGGGCCAUCGGGGUGCUGUGGGCAAUCUUCACCAUAUGCUUCGCCAUCGUCAACAUUGUAUGCUUCAUCCAGCCGUACUGGAUCGGGGACGGGGUGGACACCCCCCAGGCUGGCUAUUUCGGACUCUUCCACUAUUGUAUCGGCAGCGGCUUCUCCAAAGAGCUCACCUGUACCGGCAGCUUCACCGAUUUCUCCUCCAUCCCCUCCGGAGCCUUCAAAGCCGCCUCGUUCUUCAUUGGCCUGUCCAUGACACUCAUCAUCGCCUGCAUCGUGUCCUUCGUGCUCUUCUUCUUCUGUAACACGGCCACGGUGUACAAGAUAUGUGCCUGGAUGCAGCUCUCCUCCGGUGAGUCCAUCAGCACUGCCAUCCUCAGCACCGUCCCAGUGGACAGCUCCUGA